Molecule: messenger RNA, 1988 nt
Organism: Hyla sarda
Lineage: Eukaryota; Metazoa; Chordata; Amphibia; Anura; Hylidae
Gene: PLEKHF1
Product: pleckstrin homology and FYVE domain containing 1
Exons: 2
Coding region: 451-1251 (266 amino acids)
Molecular function (GO): metal ion binding; phosphatidylinositol binding
Source: RefSeq, a predicted model, not a curated record
CGAACAAGCAUCAGGGCAAAGGAAACCGUAAUGGACAGAAGAAUUUGAUUCUAUCCGACAUCUUUCCAAUAUGCAUGUUUUGCUUACACUUUAAAAACACAAAAGACAUGCCAAAGUCCUCAUGCGGCAGAGGUUGAAACAUGACACCCAUAAGACAAGGGUCAUGGUCAGGACUGUAUGUGGGUGUUCAGCAAUGCUGCUGUGCUGCUAACUAUGGGCGGGAUGGAAGAACUUUUCUACGCAAGAAAAGGGCAGUAUUAACCAGAGAGAGAGCCAUUUCCCCAGCCAGCCCACUGCUAUAAAGAGUCUAGCACAGUGUAGUGUCUGUAGACAGACACCAUAUCAGGAUAUACUGACUUGUCACCUCGGAAAUGUGCAGCUGGUCGUGAAUGGUCCCAGUACAGACUGAUCCAAUACCAGAACAGAACUUCUAACAGUAUUCAAGGCAACAUGGUGGAUCAUCUUGCAUACACAGAAAUCAACAACCAAAGGAUAACAUCUGUGGAAACAUGCUUUGGUUCUGCAGGCCAGCCCCUUCUUCUCCCAGGAAGAGUCCUUGUAGGGGAAGGAAUAUUGACCAAAGAGUGUCGGAAAAAACCCAAGCUAAGAGUAUUCUUCCUCUUUAGUGAUAUCCUUGUCUAUGGAACCAUUGUGAUUAAUAAAGUUAAAUACAGUUGCCAGCACAUAAUCCCCUUGGAAGAUGUGACCACUGAGAAACUUCCUGACAAUGGAGAAAUGAGGAAUCGGUGGAUGCUGAAGACCUCCAAGAAGUCUUUUGUGGUUUGUGCUGCCUCUUACACUGAAAGGGAAGAGUGGAUCAGUCACAUCAAGGAAUGUUCCAGUAGGCUGUUGGCCAAGACUGGAAGACGGCCAUCCACCAAUCAUGCGGCACCCUGGAUACCAGACAAGGCCACCGAUAUCUGCAUGAGAUGCACCAAAACGAAAUUCACAACAUUAACUCGUAGGCACCAUUGUCGCAACUGUGGAUUUGUUGUAUGUCAAGAUUGUUCCCAGCAUAGGUUUGUAAUCCGAUCUUUAUCUUCAAAGCCCUUAAGAGUCUGUUCUCUGUGUUAUCGAAAGCUGAUGUCUGAUAAAUUAGCUGAAGAAAAUGAGAGAAGAGCUGACGAGACUCAAAGGGAAAUGCCAGAAUAUGAACCUUCAAGUGAUGAAGACAGUGACGAAGACAAGAACAUUGACAUUAUUUCCAAUGAAGACUUUUACUCAUCUUCAUGGUCAGCAUUCCAUGACUGAUUUUUCAAUGUCAUUUUAAUGUAGACAAUAAUGUAUACCCUCACAAGCGUUGCUUUCCAGUUUUGUUGUACAAGUGGUGGACGCCUUGGAGACAUAUCAAGCCAUUAAAAACAUUAGAGAUUUGGCUAACUUCCGAGAAACAUAUAAUAGCACAGAUCUAGGUGCACUCUUGUUUUAAGUCUGGUGGGCAAAGUCACGAGAUGAUACCUUCUAAUGGAGACUCGAGGAGGACUUUUCUUCAAAAACUUAAUCUAACCAUUCUAAUCAAAAACAUUUAAAUCUAACUGGUCGAAUAAUGCUUGAUUAGGACAGGACUGGGCUAAAAUAAAAAAUAAAAAGGCUCCAGGGUGUUGACCUGGGGUUACGGGGCAUGAAAAACAAUUGGUGUGGUUAGCCAUCAAGUUUUCUGUAGACAUUUCCAGUAGGCACAUUAUGAUGGCUCUUUGGUAGCCCAAACUACCAGUCCAAAUAAUCUUAAAUAUUCUGUAGCCAAACAUCUGCUUUUCUCUCAACAAAACUGCCAUAAAUGUAUUAUUUGGCAAUAAAUGGACUUUAUAGAGGCACAUAUACUUUGUAGCCUCAGACAUAUAGAUGGUGGAUGAUGUUUAUAACGCUAAGGACUCUAUUGAGAUAUACCCUGAUGUUUUCUAUGUGUAAUGUAUUAACUUUCACAGUCUGAUAUAGAGAAACUGUGAUACAAAUGCUACAUGGAGUGUGACAUAUUAAUUUAUUGGAGA